Messenger RNA from Homalodisca vitripennis (glassy-winged sharpshooter), 8185 nucleotides. RefSeq lists its product as uncharacterized. The coding region runs from base 141 to 7280 and encodes 2379 amino acids. Lineage: Eukaryota; Metazoa; Arthropoda; Insecta; Hemiptera; Cicadellidae. The transcript has 10 exons. The record is from RefSeq and is a predicted model, not a curated record.
CUAGCGGGCCAGCUCAGUAUUCACUCAGUGAGUUCAGAUUUAGUACGGUGAAUUACUUGGUUAUCCUGAGACAUACAGGACUUUUUAGACAGAUCUGUCUAAGUAAUGGAGAUAUUCAAAACUAUAGCAAGACGGACGUGAUGGAUAUAGAUCUAAGUUCAGAUACUUUCAAAUUAGAAGACAGUUGGAGUUUGUUCUGUGAAGAAGAUGUGGACGUCACGGGAAUAGAUAAUUAUUUGGAGGAUGAGAAAUUUUAUGGUUUCUCAAUAUCUCCAAACACAGAAAAAUUAAAGAUUCUACAGAAAAUAAUCAACAAUCUAAAGUCACAAAUAAGUUAUGAAAUAGAAGAGGAUGUUGUAGAUGGAUUAACAUUUCUCUCAUUUAGUACAGUUGAAGAACUAAUGGAAUUUACAAAAUUGCAACAAGAUCAACGAGCAACAGCUUCACAGAGUGAUGAUGGGCUAGAAAUAAUGGAUGAUGGAAGUUUCUCUGAUAUGAGUUCAAGCCAUGCUAUAGUUCCAACCAAAACCAAAGACAUCACAAGGAUCAAAGGCUGGAGAAACAAACAUUUUGCAGGCAUUCAUCUCUGUGACGAUUCUGGAAGUUCACUCAGAAAUGAAGAUGACGGUUUUGGAGAUGAUUUUGAAAUUAAGUCUGUUCAAGAGGAGAGCUCGGAAGAAGUGGACCUUGGGGAUUAUGUAGUGUCUACAUCAUCUAAAUGCGAAUCAGAUGCGGAGUCACCUAGUGCCCUUGAUAUAUUUUCGUGUUCAACAUACAAGAAGGAUUCUUUCAGUGCAAUUGAUUCUUCCAUCGUUGAAGAUACUAAUGCAGUCGACAAUACUUCAGAAAGUGUAUUUGGCUUUAGAAAAUCAAACAACAUUAAAUCUCUAGAUUCUUUAAAGGCAACUAAAAAACAUCAUCUUUUAACUGAUUACAGAAACAAGAUAUCACCUGAAUUAUCAUUUAAUAACAAAAUUGGAUGCAUGAAGCACAAUUUUGAACCUAAUGAAGAUUUUCACAGUUCACAAUCAGUUUCAGAUAAGGUAUUUUUAAGGAAACCUGAAGAUUUAUUUAUUUCACCAACAUCAGUUCAGAAUAAAUCGCUGGAUAAAAAUGUCAUCUCUUCAUUAGCGAACAAGGGUGUUUACAAGCCAAGAGUAAAACACACGCUAAUUGAAAGCAUUGCUCAAAAAAUUAAUACUGAAAAUGCAACCAGUUCUGUUGGAAAUAGUAUCUCAACUACUUCACUACCAAGAAGUAAUUCUGAACGUUCAAUAAGGUGGCAUGUUCCAAAGGAAAAACUACUAACAGGUAAUAUCUUUGAUGUAGAAGUAUCAGUUGACGAUGCUGAUAAGAAGACCUUAGCUAAUGAAAUUGGACUAGAAUUACUCACUUCAACUAAAGCAUUAGACACUUUUGGUUCUAAACAAAUAACAAAUCUGAAUUUUUACAAACAGUCUAUACAAGUAGGUAGUGAUAGAAACCAAUACAAUAAUGGAGCUUUUCAGAGUAGAACACUAGAACAGUAUACAACACAUCUCAGUGACCUGCACAUUGACUUUACCAUUCCCAAACUAGAUGCCGCAGACAACGUGACGCAUGCAGAAAUUGAACUUCCUUCACUAGAAAGUAUGACUACUAGUCCUUCCAAAAAUAAAAUUAAACCAUUAAAUAAAAUUAAAGCAAAAACUGUUGCAGAAAAAAGACGACUCUUAGUUGAGAUGAAUAAGCGGACUAAACGUAUGCAAAAGACAUCAUUUAAACUUAGAGGAAACUCAGAAAGUAAAUCUGUAAGAAAUUUAAGGCAUUUAAGAGGGCGUACUAUAAGUAAAAUGAAAGAUGAUGACACAGAAAAGAAAACAAAAAAUAAAACUAGUUUACCACAGAACAAAAUACAGCUUUUCAAAAGUUGGUGUGAUGAAAAUGGUGUCAUUACUUAUGGAAGAGAAAAACCUCUGAUGUGUAGAUUAACACAAAAUCCAUUAUCUGUCAAUGAAAAUGUGAUAUCUAAAAUAAUAUUCUCUAUGAGAAAACAAAACUUAUCAAAUGAUAUUGGUUUAAUUGUGAAUGUAGGUUUCAAAAGACCACUUUACAAAGAAAUUGAUGACAACAUAAAAAGUUUAUUUACAAAUGAAAAUAAGAUUUCUCUUCACUUAGCUGAAUUUGCAGUCGCAGCAGUACAGUCUUCAAACAAAGGUCCAUUUACCGUAACUCGAUUUUUGGUACCAGUUGUAAGUGAAGAACUAAAACAAGUCAUGUAUCAUUCAACUUUAGUUCAAACACAGAAUCAAGAGAAAAGUCUAACAAGGACCUUAGCAAAUGGUUGUCAGAAAGACCAAUUUGAUGAAAAUUGUUUUGGAGGAAAUGAUUUAGAUGAAAUGUCGAAGAGAACAAAUGAUUUGCCAAAAAAUCAUGGGGUGCAUUUCAGUAUUUGCUCUACCAUGAAUGAAAUGUUAAACUUUAUUGAGAGAAAAGAAAGAUUUAAUGCUAUAGACAUUUAUUAUGAUCCAGAUAUUCCAGCACCCAUUGAAAAAGAAAGUGAUAAAGUAUUUAAUUCCCUACAGAAGACAAAAGUCAAGAAUAAGAAAACUCCACUACAAAGGCAGAUUGAACAUCUUGGAGGAACUUUUAUUGCAGUUCAAGGAGAAGAGACUAGUGAAGAAAUGUUAUCCCAAUCAACAAAAGGCGACCGUUGUUUAAAAGAAUACUGUAAGCUAGGCUGUGUUUGUCCUUAUAAAGUUCAGGUAAAUGAGCAUUGUGGUAAAGAAUCUUGCAUGUUUUUUUGCAAGUGUUCACCAAAUUCCAAAAAACAAGGAUGUGAAAUUAAAUCUAAAACAUGGCUUCUACCUGAAGUGCUGAGACAAAAACACAGCUCACAGUCCAGAUUAGCACCUGUAGAGAGAGAAUACCAUCAGACUGUUAUAAUGUCAAGGGAUAAGAAAAUAAUCACUAUUGAAACAAAACGUUCUAAACGGGAAAGAAAAAUUCCAUCCAAAUUCAAGGAUGAAAUAUUGCUGGAUUACAGAAAAGGAGAUGAAGAGGACCUCAUUAUAGAAAAAACAGUUGGUCCCUCUGUAAAGUUAAAUCACCAAAAUCAUACUCAUCCUCAAAAUGCUUCAAUCUCUUCAAGUCAAUUCUUAGUAAAAGUACCCAAUAUCUCAACUUUUAAUUCCUCUGUAAACUUAACUCAGUGUUAUGUUAAAUUAAAAAGGGAUGAAGUUGUUGAUGAAAUGGCAAAAUUGAUGGCUUUUACUCGAGGUGUAUUUAUGGAUGUCAGCGAAUCUCCUACAAAAUCAAAGAGUAGAUCAAGAAAUGUUGCGAUAAAGAAAACUGGAGGUAGGUCAUCUCACAACUUUGAUGUUGAGAAUCACUGCUCUCGAACAUUUGGUGUAGGUGCAGAUUAUACUUCAAGGAACAAGAUGUAUACAAUUAGGACGAAGGCCAUGACAUUAUUUGUUGAAGUUCCUCAUAACAAGGAAGAAGAAAGUUUUAUUAUGAAUUCUGAAGAAUCUUGUGUUAUAAAAGAAGACCUUCAGUGUGAGGAUGGCUAUAAAGAAGAUUAUUAUACUGCCAAUGAUCUGAUAUGUCUUGAAAACAUGACCCAAGAAGGUGAGAUUGGUUUAGCUAUUGGUGAAAUUUGUUCUUUGCCACCAGAAUUCUUUGAAAAGCAGGAUACAAUAGAUUUUGAUGAAAAUACCAAUGAUUUAAACUUAUAUCCUGAGCGUGACAGCACAGAAUGUGAUAACAGAUUGUCUUCAGAUAAUAAUAACCAAGUUUGUUCCAAAAAGAAAAGUGAAAGAAUUGUUUAUGCCAGUUUGCCAAUCACUGAAACUGAGUCAAAAUGGUGGGUAAUUGAAAUGGAUGUCAAAAAGUUUUCAAAUUUAAUCUAUUACUCUGACAAAAGAUGUUUAAAUUUUGAAGACAUGGCCAAAGCUAUUUUUAAAGCAGAGUUUGGCCGAAAGACUGUUAGAAUACCUCUAAAGAAAUUCUAUGGUGACCAUAAAGAUAAAUUUGGUGCAUAUGCUGUUCCAGGUCAUAAACAUUUGAUUUUCUUUGGUCCCUAUGAUAUAAAUGAAAUGCAUGGUUUAACAGCAAUUAAAAAGGUAGGUGGCGUAUACACUCGUGUCCUUUUUACAUCUAAGUUUUCAGAGAGUGAAGGUUUUAAGUCAUUAGGAAUCGAUCUGUCCCACAAUAAAAAUGAUUCACAAGUAAUACAUCAGAAGUGUGUUAAAGCCGUAUGGUGGUACAGUACUAAUAGGAAACAAACACCAGAAAAUGAAACUGAGGAGAUAACAGAAGUAACAAGGAACAAUAAUACAAGCUCGAAUGUCAGCACUUCAAGGAAAACACAUAACAAGGAAGAUACAGAUGAAGAAUCAACAAUACAUUUUGCUUCUCCUGUGAAAGAGACUGAUUUGACCAUUGAUAGACCUAACAGUCCCGUAGAACUUAAUACAGAAGAUAACGUUUUGUCACAUCACAUUUUAGAAAAUGUCACUGAUAUUCAGCCACCAGUAACAUCACCAAAGAUUUCAAAAAAUCGCACCCUAAAUUUAAGUCAGGAGGUUGUUACUGUGACAAAUGAUAAGUUUGAAAGUGGUGAGAAAAAUACAAAAAGAACUAUAACGAGGAAGAGGAAAAGAAGUAUGAGCCCCAAGAUAAUUAAUAAAAUCCGACAUACUAAGCCAAAUGGAGCAGUCAUUCCUGUUGCCAGGAUGACGGAAGAUUUUGAAAGUAUAAUUGAUGAUUCUACAGAAGACUCGACGGAUAGCUUUUCAGAUUUCAGCGAUGAUUGUUCACUUGAGUCUGAUUUUGAGGAACCAACCGUGGUUGAUCAUACUAUUAAGUGUAGCAAUGUGAAAAGAAUUAUUCACAGGACUUCGAAGGCCCAGAAGCAACAAUCAAUCAAAGAGCCUCCCACUUUAGAGUCUAUUCCACAAGAGCUUCUGAUGUCAACGCCAUCUACAGAUGAAUGUCCGGAACGUGCCUUGCUCUGCCUGACCCCAAGUGUGGGAUAUUUGCCAGUGGUCGAAUUCAUUAACCACAAGAAGAUCGUUAUACAAGAUCCAGCGUAUACAAAUGUAGAGCACCAGUUUGCGAACCAAGCACAAGCUACCAGCUGGCUCAACUCAUAUUUCAGGCAAAGAUUCACAUUCACGGAAGAUUUUGAAAUGAAGUGGUAUAUGAUGAAAGGAGUAAUCAUCAAAUAUCUAAAGCCUAUGAACCCAAAUAUGUUCACAUUCAAGCCUAAAACUGUGGAGAUUUCAUCAAAGGGAGUAGAGUCACUGAUGAUACCCAGCUCCAUGACUGUGAAGACUAAAAGCAUCUUGGAGAGAGAGCGCCGCCUAGAACUACGGGGAUUACUCAACCUUUUGGCUGAGGAAGUGUCGCCUGAAACCACUGAAAAAAUUGCCAACCAACAAAUACUCAACACAGCAGUCUACACAAUCGCUGCUCAGGAGAUGUUAGCUCUGGAGAUGACCCAGACUUCACUUGAGUUGACCCGUGAGAGGUCAUUGCUGAAUGAUAGAAUAAAGGCCAUAUUUGCAGAUAUUAACGACCAUGAAGAGAAAAAGAAAGCCCUCAACUUGUGCCAAUAUAUUCGGUGCUCAAACCAUAAACCAAAGGACAGGUUGAAUACGUACAUGAAGGCCAUGAGAUUGAAGGAGCAGGAGCGUAUUGAGGAGUUGAAGAAGAAACCUACCAAUUUCUUCCCGUGGUCAAGCGGCAAGAGGAGGAAACAUAGAAAGAGACCACACGACCAAGGACUACAGAGGAGUAGCAAUUGGACGAUUACCGAGAAUAGUAACAGCAGUAUCAGGUCAGGGUCUUCAUCAGCAGCAAGAGGCCAUUCACCGUUUCCGCUGCCGGCAGAGGGAGGCCGCCUGUCGGAACCAGCACAACCAGAUGGGCCAGUUGUAGGAGGCCAUUUCUCUGAGUUGUCACGCCGUCUCUCUGAACCGUCACAAUCGAGGAGAGCUCAUCACAACCCAGAACCAGUAUUACAAGGAAAAGGUCGUCAACCUACGCAGGGAGUGAUGGUCCGACGACACAAACCCACCACCCCCGCCACCAUCACCCCCGCCCCCACACCUCCAAGCAGCUCUGAUGUCAUCGUCUUGCCUGACAGUGAUAAUGAAGAAAGUGUUGACAAAAUCAUUGAAAUUGAAUCAGAAGAAGAAGACAUUGUGUGGCUGCCUAACCACAGUCCGACUCCUCCACCAGACCCCGAUGUGGAGGUCGUCUCGUGUAAUAUCAAGAGGAAGAGACGCCGGCUGCGCUUCCCCAAACCAAAGAGGAGACCCCCGCCUGUGAGACCUGUCCGGCACCAGCCCCUGUUCGUCAAUGUUGGUACCACUCCUUCCAUGGACAUUGAAGAAACAGUUGCUCCACUCCCCGAUCUGAUAGAAGAUUCCCAAGAUUCCUCAGUUAUUACUGUCCAGAGUGACUUGUCGGAGAGACAUGCAGCGGUGGUCCCGAGUGUGACCGAGUUUGUAGCCGUCGGAGAAGACGCCUACGAACCGGUUUCUUCUCCCGGAGAUGUCCCCGAGCCAUUGAGUGGCUGCAGCCGGACUGACCCGAUACCACAAAAAUUUUGGGAAAGGAAAGGUAACAAGCAAUUUCUACCUAUAAGUGCGACAAAUAGAGUAAAUGUGGUGAACAAUACCUCAGUAUCCACCUAUAUCGGCACGUUGAAAGGUUCUUCUGAUGCAUUAAGAUCGAGUGCCGGAAGCCCUUAUUUCCUGCACAGGAAAGGAUUUCAACUCCUUGCAUCACCUACGACAUCAGCUUUGAGGCAGAACUCUGAGAAACCACCUUUGACAAAGAAUAAGGUCCUGGAGUGCAAAAAUAUCACACCGAUUGGAAAGAUCAACCCUGAUAACAAGUAUUGCUCCAUUAAAGGGAAACCGAUUUUGCUGUGCAAGAGUAGGACAGGGUACAAAAUUGCAAAGUUACCACAGCCCCCGAUGUUAUCAUCUACGGGACCACCCCCACUGCGUAUAUUGUCCCCCAAGCCUCCACAACUGAGUGUGCCGUCCGCUAACUUGGUGGCGUCAGAAGGAACUACGGUCAGGACCGACUUAGAGGAGAGAGUGACCCCGGAACGGGAGAACACGGUGACUCUGUACAACCCGACUCAGCAGCUCAGCGAGACGAGGACGGUACGGUUCACCCCUUCCACUUCCACUUCCACCUCUGUGCUCACGGGGCCCAAAAUCCGUAGACCCAAGGGGGAGAUCGCGACCAACAUCAGGGUGAUUUUGCCCAAGCGGGACUGAUCUGAGCGGAAACAAUACCGUAGCUGAAACCAAAACUGAGGCUGUGAUGUAGGUUAGAUGUUGGCUUCGUUGUUUUAGCCAACACUGUACAUUGUGACUAUAGUACCGUACAAGUGAGACUGAUGACCAUUGUAGAAUAAACAUAUUUUGUAAACAUCGCAUAGGAUCUAAGAUGAACGUAUUUACGUGUAUACACUUCAAUGACCACCAAACAAUCCAAACUGAAAGAAACAGCUGUCACUAAUUUGUUUUUAAUGAUUUAUUUUAUUUUUAAUUCUUGACUGGUUGUUGACGUUUUUCUUCUUUUUAAGUUUUGACAAACUUAUUCCUCCUUAAUUCUAAAAGAAUGUUGUUUUAAUGUAAAACUACUGCAUAUUAAAAAUAUUAUGUUUUAUACAUAUUUUUCUGAAAGUAUUGGAAGUACUUAUGCAUUUUUUUGUCUCAGUAAAAAUCUCGAGGCUUAUUUUCUACACAGCCUCUGAGUAUUUAUGAAUAAUUGUGUGUUGUACUUGGGGCCCGACAUGAAGUAUGUUUGUUGCUCAGCAAGUGCGUAUUUUUAUUGCUUUGAUAUUUUGUACUAAUACAGUAAAGUGCCUUUUAUACAUAUAUAAUAGAUUAAUGUUGAAGUUUUCAUGUUUAAGAAAAGUAAAAACUAUUGAACUUAGUUGUGUUCUUAUUUUAUUGUUUGUCACUGCUCCAGUGCUAUCAUGCCUUUCAUUUAUACCAUUCAAAAUUUUUGAAUUGGUUUGUGAAUUCAUAUAUUUUUGUUUUAAUCGCAUAUAAACUCCAAAUUGCGUUGUGUAAAUUAUUAGUUUUUACCGUUAAUAAUGUAUGGUAGUGGAAUUACAAUGACCACAAUGAUCAAGUCAUUUCCAUUAUAGAUAAUUAAAAAUGAAUAGCAUAAU